Drosophila albomicans is the source of this 1450-nucleotide messenger RNA. Its product is annotated as pyruvate dehydrogenase E1 component subunit alpha, mitochondrial-like. The transcript has a single exon. Gene Ontology annotation, molecular function: oxidoreductase activity, acting on the aldehyde or oxo group of donors, disulfide as acceptor. The record is from RefSeq and is a predicted model, not a curated record. Lineage: Eukaryota; Metazoa; Arthropoda; Insecta; Diptera; Drosophilidae. The coding region runs from base 100 to 1407 and encodes 435 amino acids.
GUAAUAUGUUGAAAUGCUGUCAGUCUGAAUAAACUUGCAUCUUUCGAAUAGCCUCGUAACAAAUUCAAAUCAAAGUGAAAAGAAGAAAAGGAGAAGAACAUGCUCAGCAGCAUGCAACGUGGAUUAAUCUCAGGGAUCUGUGAUCUGAUGCAGCAGACGACGAUGCAUCGUGCCGCGCACUCUACAACCGCCCAGCAGACACGCCCCCAAUCCCAAUCACAAUCCCAGCCACAACCCAAAAAAGAGAUACUGCCCGAAGAUUCGUGUUUGGUGCAUUUGCCAAUCGACUUCAAGCUGCAUCGCUUGGAACACGGACCCGACACGCUCGUCUCGCUCAAGCGGAAGGAGGCAUCGCUCUACCUCCGUCAGCUGAUGGCGCUGCGACGUCUGGAAGCGGCGGCAGCGCAGCUCUACAAGGAGCAGCUGGUGCGUGGCUUCUGUCAUCUGUAUACGGGACAGGAGGCGUGUGCGGUGGGCGUGUGUGCAGCGCUGCGGCCACAGGAUAAUCUAAUUGCCGGCUAUCGCAUCCAUGGCUGGGCCUACUUGCAUGGCGGCCUCUCCGCUCAAGCUGUGCUCGCCGAGCUGACGGGCCGGGCGAGCGGUUGUGCUCGGGGCAAGGGCGGAUCGAUGCACAUGUAUGCUCGGCAUUUCUAUGGCGGCCAUGGCAUUGUGGGUGCCCAGAUACCGCUUGGCGCUGGCAUUGCGCUGGCCAGCAAAUACCAACAGCUGGAUGCCGUGUGUGUGGCGCUGUAUGGCGACGGGGCUGCCAAUCAGGGGCAGCUAUUCGAGUCCUUCAACAUGGCUCAGUUGUGGAAAUUGCCCGUGGUGUUUGUCUGCGAGAACAACAACUAUGGCAUGGCCACCAGCAGUUGGCGUGCGUCCAGCAAUACCAACAAUUAUACGCGUGGCGAUUACCUGCCCGGCAUUUGGGCUGAUGGCCAGGAUGUGCUCGCUGUGCGCAGCGCCAUCGAGUUUGCCAUCGACUAUGCCCUGCAACGGGGUCCAUUAAUUGUCGAGCUCUGCACGUAUCGUUAUGCGGGCCACUCCAUGUCCGACUGCGACUCGGUCUAUCGCAGUCGCGACGAGGUGCAGGAGGUGCGACGUCGCCACGAUGCCGUCGAACGUUUCCAGCGACUGUGCGUCGACCAGCAGCUGCUCAGUGCGGAGCACCUUCAGGAGAUUGCUUUGGAGGUGCGUCGAGAAAUGGAACUUGCCGUCAAGGCUGCGAAAAGCGAUGAAGAGUUGCCCUUGACACAUCUCUGGAGCGAUGUCUAUGCGGACAAUGCGUUGCAGGGAAAGAUUCGAGGUGUGCUUGGCCAGCAGUUGGAGCACUUGCGAACGACUCCGGGAAGAGAAAAGCCAACAAAAUGUGUACUUCAAAAAGCGUCUCUUAACACAUCAACUUGACAAAAUUACGUGAUUAUUUUACAAUGUGGACUAAAGUGAUGAA